Molecule: messenger RNA, 1650 nt
Organism: Pleurotus ostreatus (oyster mushroom)
Lineage: Eukaryota; Fungi; Basidiomycota; Agaricomycetes; Agaricales; Pleurotaceae
Exons: 9
Coding region: 1-1650 (549 amino acids)
Molecular function (GO): protein binding
Source: RefSeq, a predicted model, not a curated record
AUGUCUCUCAAAGCAGAACUCGAAACCUGGGCCGCAGCCCUGAAGGCAUACGAUGAGCAGGACUUUGAAAAGUCCCUAGAUAUGUUCUCGCGCAUCGCCGAUUCAUCCAAGAUUCUCACCAAUAUGGGGCUUAUCUACGCGACCCUUGGAGAACAUGAAACUGCCGUUGAGCGGUUCAUGGAGGCGACCACAUUGGACCAAUAUCUUGCCGUUGCUUACUUCCAAUGUGGUGUCUCCAACUUCCUACUCGCUCGAUACGAACUUGCGUACAAGGACUUUGACGAGGCAUUGCUGUAUCUCAGGGGAAAUCAAGCCAUAAACUAUGAACAGUUGGGUCUGAAGUUCCGACUGUUCUCAGCAGAAGUGCUAUUCAACAAAGGCCUGUCCCAAAUCUACAUGAACCGUGUCCAGGAGGGACUGGAGGAACUUGAAGCUGCACGGAAGGAAAAGGCGACAGAAGAGCACGAUGUUAUUGACGACGCUUUACGAGAUCGCGGGGAGGGCUACACAGUAUUCAGCAUCCCCGUCGGUGUACUAUACCGCCCAUCAGAGAAGAAGUUGAAGAACUCAGUUGCCAAGGAUUAUCUGGGUAAAGCUAAACUUGUGGCCGCAAGCGACCCGGGUGAUGCGUACACCGAAUUCACUGGUGUUGCGCGUUUGAAACAAGGAAUAUCGCCGUCUGGUGUCUUCAUUGACGGUGAAGGUAGUGGUCUUGGGCGCAGUGGGACACUCGGACGCAGCGCAACAGUUCCAGCUGCCCUGCCCAGCAACUCCCAUAGGGAACCGUUACUGAACCGCUCGAGGACAGCUCUUCCCUCUAGCAACCGCGAACCCAACCCUAACGACCCACGACCAAGCCCAGGAGGACUUUCUCCCGGAGGCGCCAAUGUCCAGCGAAGCAACACAUCAAUUGUCGCGGGCAGGCCGUCUCCAAAUGCGACCAUCGGUGGUCCUCCAACACGUGGACUUAGCAUUCGCAAACCAGUCGGCUCCCCUCCUGUUCCUCAGGAUCGUACUCCCCCAGCCCCACCGAAAGAUAGUCGCGUCACUCAAUUCUACGACGAGUACCUAGAUUCUUACGGUGAUGAUGCUGUCCCCCCUCCCAUGCCGAGCGCAGGCGCAGCCCCUCCUGAGAGGGUAGCUGCUUGGGCGCGAUCCAACGCAAACCCUGGAUAUGCGAGCGGCGUGGCCCGUUCGGGCUCGCGUAGUGCACCUACGAGCAACUACGCGGGAAGUUCAUUAGGUGUCGGAGGCACCAUGAAGAGGAAAUUGACUAGAAGAGGAACAUCAAGAGCUGGAUCUAGAAGUCAGGUGGGGAGUAUGUACGAGGAGGAAGAGGAAGGUUAUGCGAGUGGCGACUACGAAGAUGGACCUUUCGAGUUGACCAAGAUCAGGGUGAAGUUACACUAUGAGGAAGACGUCCACGGCAUGGUGAUCGUCCCCGAGAUGAGCUUCGACGAGUUCAUGGCGAAAGUCGCCUCGAAGUUCCGCAAACCCGUCGGGUCAAUGGGGUUGAAGUUCAAGGAUGAGGACGCGGUGAAGGUUAACUUGAGGGACGACUCGGAUUAUGAGCUGGCGAUUGAGACUGCGAGGGAGAGCUCAAAAGGCAAGCCGGAGGGGAAGUUGGAGAUUUGGUGCAUCGAUGUUUAA